Papilio polytes (common Mormon) is the source of this 556-nucleotide messenger RNA. RefSeq names its product cytochrome P450 6B5-like. Gene Ontology annotation, molecular function: heme binding; iron ion binding; monooxygenase activity. The record is from RefSeq and is a predicted model, not a curated record. The annotation marks the transcript as partial. NCBI's taxonomy places the organism in Eukaryota, Metazoa, Arthropoda, Insecta, Lepidoptera, Papilionidae. The transcript is spliced from 2 exons.
AAAUGUAGUCGGGCCUAAGCCGCUAGCGCUCUUCGGAAACCUAAAGAAUUACGUCUUAAGACGGGAGGCGCUGGCAAUGGUCUACAAAGGUAUUUACGACGCGUUUCCAAAAGAGAAAGUAGUUGGCAUUUACAGAAUGACCACACCUUGCCUUCUGCUUCGCGACUUGGAGGUUAUUAAGCACGUUUUAAUUAAAGACUUUGACAUGUUCGCCGACAGAGGAGUCGAAUUCAGCAAAAACGCGCUGGGAGUUAACCUUUUCCACGCUGAUGGUGAUGAGUGGCGCGUAUUGCGGCACCGCUUCACGCCAUUAUUCACUUCGGGUAAACUCAAGAAUAUGCUGUAUUUGAUGACAGAUCGUGGCGACAAAUUUAUAAAACACGUCGAAAGUCUGCAAGAAUAUCUCGACGACUCCAUGGUCGCUACCCUGGAGAAAAUAGAUAAGCUAAUUUUCACCGUGAACUACAGUAACGAGCUGGAUAUGAUGUAUCCUGGUAUUUUAAAGAAGAUUAAUGGAUCACUGUUCCCCAAAUUCGUGAGUACAUUUUUCGACAAU